CGGUUCAAGGUGGUUCAGAUAACAGCGCUGUGCGCUCAGCAGAACUGUCUGGAUUAAGAGGGAAUAAAUACACUGUCGUGCAGCGCCGCGUGUUUGGUUGUAUUAAUACAUUUUCUCUAAAGGGAAGACGCUUUAAAAGAAAUGAGAGCGUGGAAAGUUUGGUUUUUGUACGUCGUGGUGUUGAAUGCAGCUGUGCAGCGUGUGACGUCCUUGGAAGAAGAGCUUGCUGAUUCUAUUUUUGGUAAUUUCCUUGAUCCUCUGAAAGACUUGUUUGAUCACAAAGAUGACGGUAAUGCAAGUGUUGCCAAAUUCUCCCUACGUAAACCAUCACAUCCUGACGAUGACCUGUGCUACAUCAUUCCUGGCAAUCCGGAUACCUUAGCGGCCUGCACCUUCAACAGUACAUCCAAAACCUUCCUGGUUAUCCACGGAUGGACGCUGAGUGGUAUGUUCGAGAGCUGGAUGCCGAAGUUGGUGUCGGCGUUAUAUGAGAGAGAGCGGACGGCCAACGUCAUCGUGGUGGACUGGCUCAGCUCGGCACAGAACCAUUAUGUGGUCGCAGCUCAGAACACCAAAUCUGUGGGCCAGGAGAUCGCUCGCUUCAUCGACUGGAUUGAAGAAAGCACCAACAUGCCUCUUGACAACCUCCACUUGAUCGGCUACAGCCUCGGAGCGCAUGUGGCAGGAUUUGCUGGCAGCCAUGCAACCAAUAAAGUUGGGCGAAUAACUGGUCUUGAUCCAGCAGGUCCUGACUUUGAAGGUGAGCAUGCCCACAGACGCCUCUCUCCAGAUGAUGCUCACUUUGUUGACGUUCUCCACACCUUCACACGUGGCUCCCUGGGUCUCAGCAUCGGGAUCCAGCAACCCGUCGGCCACGUGGACAUUUAUCCCAACGGAGGCAGCUUUCAGCCGGGCUGCAACCUCAGAGGGGCCCUAGAGAAGAUUGCUAACUUUGGCAUAUUUGCUAUCACAGAUGCAGUUAAGUGUGAGCAUGAGCGCUCCAUCCACCUGUUCAUUGACUCACUUCUGAAUGAGCAGGAGGCGGCCAUGGCCUACAGAUGUGGCAGCAACGACAUAUUUGACCGCGGCAUGUGUCUGAGCUGCCGCAAGAGCCGCUGCAACACGGUGGGCUACGGCAUCAGCAAGGUCCGCAGGGCACGCGACGUUCAGCUGUACACCAAAACACGAGCCACCAUGCCCUUCAGAGUUUACCACUAUCAGUUGAAGAUCCACUUCUCCAGUAAAGUGAAUACAUCAGAGAUGGAGCCAUCACUUACUGUCUCACUGUAUGGAACCAAAGGAGAGGCUGAAAACCUGGAGCUCAAGUUAAAGGAGAGACUCACGACAAAUAAAACACAUUCCUUCCUGCUGGUGACAGAAAAAGAUAUUGGUGACCUGCUGACGUUGAAGUUUAAGUGGGAAGAGACUAAGAGCUGGUCAGCCUCCAACCUGCUGAAAAUGGUUUCCUCUUGGUGGUCUGGUGACUCAGACAGCGCUAACAUGGAGGUUCACAAAAUCCGCAUCAGAGCCGGCGAGACGCAACAAAAGAUGGUGUUUUGUAUAAAAAACCCAGAUGUUCAUGAUUUAACUCAGGAGGUCACAUUUGUUAAGUGUAUGGAUGCAUGGAGGGUGAACCCAAAACGAAAGAGGUUAACUCUGAAAAGCCACUCACCAUGAAGAAAAGACACUGUUCGUUACUGUUUUUUGUCCAAUUUAGCACUUAUCUGAUAAUUUAUACCAUUUACAAUCCUGUAUAUUUAUCAGAUAUAUAAAACCUUUAGCACUUUGUAUAUAGUUAUAGAAGUAUGUAUGUUAUUUAAAACAAUAUGUAUGUGAAUAUUGUCCAUUAUUUUAUAAGAACAACAAAAAAGAUGUUUUUAUCACAUGUAACUGUAACUUUAUUGUUGUGCUAAAAGUAAAUGUAAUUCAUUUUGGAGCAACUUUUUUUUUUGUUUUUGUCCAAAAUAGAUUAAUAUGAUCAAAGUCAAGUCAGGCUACAUACACAGUGAUAUGUUUUCAUUUUAAAAUGGUUCUUUAAAACAUAAACCACCUCUAUUUAGACAAGAUUUUAGUUUAGUUUCAAAAGUAAUCUCUUUCUUUUAAAUAUUCAUCAUGUCUUAUUCUUCCUGCUCAUAUUGUCAUCUUUGCAUGAUGAAAUAUAGAACAGAUGUCUUAUGGACUUGUCAUCCAUGUUGAAUUAACCACUUGCAGAGAAGGCUAAUGUCUUCUUGUUAUACUGAAAACGGGGUCAUGUUUGAGGGGAGAUGAAUCAGGGAGGAUUUGCAUUGACUGAUAAAACCAAAUCAUGAAAUGAGUGUUAUCUGCAUCUAGGUUUUUACAUUAGAACGAAGCAGGGGCACUUUAAAAAAGUCUUCCUUUAUGCUAGAAUAAUGUGGGCAAUAGUUAAUGUAAGCAAAGGAUAUAUUUUAAAAUUAAGACACGUAAGUGUUGUGUAUUCCAAUAACACCUUAGAUGCCCGAUGACUGGAUUUACCGCGUCUUGUUCUGGAGGUGCUUUAAUAUCAUCUGAUGAAAUACCUCGUUAAAUUUAAUUUAUAAAGGUACCACAGUGAAAACAAUGGUUUGAAGACUCCCACCCCAAAGAAAGGGGGAAAUAGCGUUAAGGUGUAUAUCAUCAGGUGUUUUUAGUUUCCUGUUAACAUAACUGAGCAUUCACCACUGUGGCUCUCAGCACUGUACAUGACUGUGAGACCUCUAUCAGUGUGCCUUACUGUAAACAGCUGAUCUAAGCUGAUCUUUUCUUAACUUUACGCUUUUCUUACAGAUUUUCUCCUCAGUGUUUGUUGUUAAUGUAAUCAAACGAACUCUGUGACUUUUACUGAUGUAACCCAAACAGAAAAAGCUCUUGUUUUGAAUUAUUUUGCAUUGUUUGUACUGCUAUUGACACGUUACUUCUCGCACCUCAAAGAAGUGCCAGGCAUACUUCUAAUAAUGUGUCUACUUUUUAUGAGCAUGUGAUGCUCAGCAUGAGGUAUGUCAUAGUGUCAUAGUCAUACGUCACAGUGGAUGUCAAUGUUUUCACUGUGUUGUGCUGUUUAAAAUGCUAUUGUUUUAAUUCUCAUUUAGUCAUAAUUACAUUUCCAGUUCUUUGAGCUAUAUGUAAUUCUCAGCUCUACAGAGAUCGGUACUGUAAUCAUUGUGAUUUUAGAAACUGAAAAUGUUUUACUUUUUCUUUGAAAACAGGGAAAAGAUUGCUAUGUUAUUUGUACAGUUAAUUAUGUAAAUAUCAUACAUAUAACAGUUUCUAAUAAGAAGAUGCACUGUUAUAGUUAUAUAUUUUUACAUCUGGAUAAAUGUAAUCUGUAAAAUGUGCAUUUCUGUAAUUCUUUGUACAUAUUUGUAAAUAGUUUGUCACUAUACUGUGUAAAUUCUUUAAUAAAAACCAAAUUUGCCAA
This is a messenger RNA of Melanotaenia boesemani (Boeseman's rainbowfish), 3415 nucleotides long. It is a transcript of the gene lpl2a, whose product is annotated as lipoprotein lipase. Bases 142 to 1677 code for a protein of 511 amino acids. NCBI's taxonomy places the organism in Eukaryota, Metazoa, Chordata, Actinopteri, Atheriniformes, Melanotaeniidae. The transcript has 10 exons. Gene Ontology annotation, molecular function: apolipoprotein binding; lipoprotein lipase activity. The record is from RefSeq and is a predicted model, not a curated record. Gene Ontology annotation, biological process: lipid metabolic process.